AUGCAGGCAAUAACAAGUUUCCGAGAUUAUUUGACACUUUGGAGGACUCAAAAUAAAAGUAACGAUUAUCGCUUCAUGUCUGCUAGCACUUAUGACGGUUUUCAAGAAACGUUACAAUCUACGAUUGAAGUUAUGGAUUUUUUGACAAAGGAAUGCCAAUAUUCUUUUCUUAUGACAACGGGAUUAAAUCAAGAUGCGUUAGAGAGCGAUUUAAAGAAAAAAGGUGGUCAUAUAAAACGUGGAGAAGAUUCUUUCAGGAAAAUUGAUACUUUUUUAACAAAAAAACCAAAAUUAGACACUGUCGAAUGUGAAGAACCCAAUUCCCUAACACCAAAAACUGAUGUCCCGAAAACUUCUGUUCCUGCUGCUGCAACAGAAUUGUCAACGAGUUUUUCCGGUGAUGAUGAUUCCAAAAACCCGCCAGCUCAAUCUGAUAUGGCAUCAGAUAUUGGUUGUUAUAUAGGAAAACAGAUAAAUGAAGAAACCAAAGCCAUGUUACUUCAGAAUCAUUGGAUGCCACCUUCAAAAUACGUGUUUCCUUAUAAUAUUGUGACCAAAAAUGGAAAGGAAACAAAAAAAUACGCUCAAAGGUCACAUCUGGAAAAAUUUCAUUGGCUCGUUUUGUCGCACAAAGACCGUGGUCUGUAUUGUAAAUAUUGUGCCCUUUUUGUUGUGUCUGAAGGAGGAGGUUUUCAAAAUAAAAUGACACUUAAAAGAUUGGUCAAAGAACCAUUAACAGUUUUUGACAAUUUGCUGGGGGAAAAGGGAGCCCUUUUAAAGCAUGAAAAAAAUGAAUAUCACCAAAUGGCCGUUGAAUGUGGAAAAAAAUUUUUAAAAAGUUUUUAUAAUUCUAAUGCUGACGUUGCUAACCAGGUUUGUACUCAACGCAUGGCUGAAGUAAAAGAAAAUAGAAGACGCUUACAACCGAUUGUCAGUACAAUUAUCUUUUGUGGACGUCAAAAUAUUUCUUUACGUGGGCAUAGAGACGAUGGAAUGCUUUUAAGCACAAUCAAAAAUGAGCAAGUUUUUAAAGACAGUUUGGUAUCGAAUGAAAAUGGAAACUUUAGAGCUCUUUUAAAAUUUCGCAUAGAAGCUGGUGACAAAAUAUUGCAACAUCAUUUCGAAACUGCCAAAAACAAUGCAACGUACAUCAGUAAAACAGUUCAAAAUGAACUUAUCGACAUAUGCAAGGAAAUAAUACAGGAAAAAAUUUUAAAUAAUUUAAAAGAAGCUAAAUUCUUUUCCAUUAUCUUCGAUGAAACAACAGACAUAUCACACAUUGAGCAACUAAGUCUUUCAUUCAGAUAUUUUCAUAAUGGCAGUAUCAAAGAGGAAUUUAUCACUUUUUGCAAUGCGUACGAGAUGCUUCGUUACGAAAAGGGAGAUGUCGUGAUAACAGAUAGUGAACAAGAGCGUCGAUUGACUGGCGAAGCUUUAGCCACAAUUGUAACAGACCUAUGCUACAAAUUUAAUAUAGAUUUAAAUUGGUGUGUAGGAAUUUGUACUGACAGUUGUGCGGUCAUGGCAUCUGAAAUAAAAGGAGCAGUUCACGAAUUGCGAAAAAAAGCUAAACAUGCUAAACGUUCGCCAUGUAAUAAUCACGUUUUAAACAAUUCUUUGGGUAAUUCCGUAAAAGUCGUCUCGUGCCGUAAUACUUCUGCUACGAUGAGAAAAGUUGUUGCUUUUGCAAAUGCUUCGGCUAAACGUCAUGAAGUAUUUGUUGAGGAAGUAGGCAAUGCAAUGAAGGGUAUUUGCGAAACUCGUUGGGUUGAAAGACAUGAUGGGCACUUACAAUUUCAAGGCGACAAUUUAGUAAAAAUUUGUAACGCCCUGCAACGAAUUACAGUGUGGAAUGACAGAAAAACUUCUAGUGAUGCUCAUUGUCUACUGCAAGCUCUACGAAGUUGUGAUUUCAUUAUAUCAUCUGUCAGUUUAAAUGAUAUUUUAGGGACAACUGUAUCACUCAGUCGUUUACUGCAGACAGCUUCAGUAGAUUUGAAAACUGCUAUGGAUGCAAUAACAGAUACAAUAAGUAUACUACAGCAAAAAAGAGAAAAUGCUGCAGUCGUUUUCCAACAAUUGUUUUCUGAAGCUAAAGAAAUUGCUGAACAGUUGGACGUAGAGCUGAGAUCUCCUCGCAUAACUGCAAGACAAAUACAUCGGCCUAAUAAUCUACCAGCACAAUCUGCUGAAGAAUAUUACCGCAGGUCUAUAUACGUACCCCUUUUGGACCACAUCAUAAAUGACCUACAAGAAAGACUUUCUCCUGAAGUGCUAGAUCUAUUUAACUUAAAUGUAUUUUUGCCAAAAUCAACCUAUAAUGAGAAUGAUAUAGAUAUUGUACGUAAGGUCACUAGGUUUUAUAAUGAGCUUUUAGAUCGAGUUCAUGAAUCUACCGUAGUUCAGGAAUAUAAACUUUGGGUAACUAAGUGGCAAAGAGAAUUGGAAAAUGGAAGUAAAAUUCCUCAAACGGUACCCCAAAUAAUUGACGUUUGUGACAGUGAUCUCUACCCGAAUGUCAAAACUUUUUUGCACAUCCUUGCAAGUAUACCAGUGAGUGGGGCGACAGCAGAAAGAAAGUGA
This is a messenger RNA of Leptopilina heterotoma, 2583 nucleotides long. RefSeq names its product 52 kDa repressor of the inhibitor of the protein kinase-like. The record is from RefSeq and is a predicted model, not a curated record. NCBI's taxonomy places the organism in Eukaryota, Metazoa, Arthropoda, Insecta, Hymenoptera, Figitidae. Bases 1 to 2583 code for a protein of 860 amino acids. The transcript is spliced from 4 exons.